This is a messenger RNA of Exophiala dermatitidis NIH/UT8656, 1890 nucleotides long. RefSeq lists its product as uncharacterized. Gene Ontology annotation, cellular component: nucleus. Gene Ontology annotation, biological process: positive regulation of transcription by RNA polymerase II. The transcript has a single exon. Gene Ontology annotation, molecular function: transcription cis-regulatory region binding; DNA-binding transcription factor activity. Lineage: Eukaryota; Fungi; Ascomycota; Eurotiomycetes; Chaetothyriales; Herpotrichiellaceae. The record is from RefSeq and is a predicted model, not a curated record. The coding region runs from base 1 to 1890 and encodes 629 amino acids.
AUGUUCAUUGAUGAAACUGCCGAACUGACAGCAAUUUACGAUCAAGAGCAAGGACGAGGCAUCGAGGAGGAUGAUGAUCUAGACGUCGAUCUUGAGGAAGAGCCGAACCCUCAUCGGGGUAAUGAGACGAAUGCCCAUAGCGCUUCCACACUUCACCAUCAGGCUUCGACAGGGUCUUUGGAUUCCCGAUUUCGUACGGAAAACACUUCCAAUCACUCACGCGGGAAUGCUUUACCACCGGAAGUUGAAAAUUGGCAGCAAAACCAACCCGAAACAACGAGUGUUGUCGACUCCUCAACCCAAGACACCGUCGGCCCCUUCCCGGACUUUUGGGAGACUCAUAGCUCGCUUCCUAUCCUGUCUCCGGCCCAAAGCAGGGUUACCGACGUGGAAACACCCGCAUCCCCUUAUAUCGAUGGCUUGGUCAAGAAGCCCUCAUCUACACAACCAGUCCAUACUGCUUUGGAGGUACUGCUAAUUCGGUAUUUUGUUGACGCUCUUGCUCGAUGGUUCGAUCUCUGCGAUCCGGAAAAGCACUUUCAGUUGAUUGUCCCCCAAAGGGCACGGUACUGUCCACCACUGCGAAACGCCAUGCUCGUUGCUUCAGCGAGACAUCUCUGCCUGGUUCAACGGGCACAAGCUGGACCGGAGGGUGUUUACUACUACCAAGGUCGUGCGGUUGCUGAUCUUAACGAAGAAACAGCGCUUCGCUACCACAGCGAGUGUAUCCAAGAUCUUCUCAAACAGAGUCUCGAACCACACCAGACAAGAGAUGAGAAUCUCCUUGCCGCAGCCAUCAUUCUGCGAUUUUACGAAGAAAUUGAUGCUCCGCUACGUGAAGACGACCGGGACAACGAGCUGUUCCUGCGGGUUAUCAAUGUGUUCAUCAACGCCCAGAUUCCCCGGGUUCCUCUAGUACCGCACAGUUCUCCCGUUAUCAAUGGCCCCAAAGUUGGGAGCUUGUCGGAUGCUCGAUAUACAGCGGGGAUGCCUCCUUCUCCCGAGCUCACACAUUCUCCGACCGCGUCCGACACCACGACCGCUCAUUCGCAAGGAGGCGUUCUUGGAAGCUCUGCCGAGGCGCCCGCCGUACGCUGGCGAACCGAUGGCCUCUGUCAGGCAGGAUUCUGGGUCGCCUUUCGGCAAGAGAUAUACUCUGCGUUUCUGAAACAGCGGCCUAUAAACCACGACCUUGCACGCUGCGAAGCUUUCCGAUCCUUUUCUCCCGCCGAAGAUGCCGUCUGGGCUGACCGGCUUAUCAUCUUCUGUGCCGAUGUUUUGGAGUAUUGUUACGGCAAUAGCAACACCACCAAUAACGGUAACAACGGCCACGGCGGUCCGCCCAUCAGUAGACACCGUUCCUCAUCUUCUUCAUCCUUGCCUGCGUCGGCAUCGCCCAUGGCCAAGGAUCACUGGCUCUCGCUCAAGCAACAAGAAGCCACAUGGGCGCAAGUCCUCCCCGCAAGUUUCGAGCCCAUCUAUUUCCGCGACCCGGACCGAACCCGAGGCGAAGUCUUUCCAACAAUCUGUUAUCUAUCUGACUGCCAUGUCGCGGGCGUCCAGCACGUCGAGUUGGCGAAGAUACUACUGGCCGUCUUCGACCCGACACGCACCCGAUUGGGCCCCGGCCACGUCGCAGGCAUGCGAGCGUUGAGUCGGGAAUUACGAACCAUCGUCCUCCGACUGUGCGGGAUCGCCCUGAGUAAUCGGGACAGUCCGCCCGGAUUAGUCACGGCCUUUUUGGCCAUUGUCGUUUGCGGUGAUCAUUUCGAGGACCCGGUCGAGCAGCAGGCGCUGUUGAGUAUUAUUGAUGAGCUGGAAGGCGUAUUUGCCUGGCCUGUUGGGAAUGCGCGGAAUCUGCUGAAAGAGGCAUGGGGAAUGAUGGAUUGA